Molecule: messenger RNA, 471 nt
Organism: Penicillium concentricum
Lineage: Eukaryota; Fungi; Ascomycota; Eurotiomycetes; Eurotiales; Aspergillaceae
Exons: 1
Coding region: 1-471 (156 amino acids)
Source: RefSeq, a predicted model, not a curated record
AUGGCACUACAGACGAUCCGGUCCAUUUUCAAAAGAUCCCCUUCUAGCUCAUUCCAGAUUUUAUCUGACCUACAUCUGGAAAUCAAUCAACAAUAUUCCUUUGAAAUUCCCGUUUGCUCCAAAUACCUUAUCCUAGCAGGCGACAUCGGCCGUCUGGAAGAUUACAACAAUUAUCGUGACUUCCUACAAAACCAAACAAUGAAAUUUGAACUCGUUUUCUUGGGCCUUGGAAACCACGAAUUCUACGAGACGACCUUCACCUCCGGCCUCGAAAAAGCAAAACAGCUCGAAAAAGAACCUUGCAUGAAUGGCCGUCUGGUAUUACUCCACCAACGACGAUACGACAUCCCCGACUCCCACAUGACAAUCCUAGGCUGCACACUCUGGUCCCAAAUCCCCCAAGAAUCAGCGGACAUAGUCCGUUCCAAAAUCUCCGAUUUCCAAAAGAUCAAAGAAUGGUCUGUCGAGUAA